Molecule: messenger RNA, 3068 nt
Organism: Tarenaya hassleriana
Lineage: Eukaryota; Viridiplantae; Streptophyta; Magnoliopsida; Brassicales; Cleomaceae
Product: serine/arginine repetitive matrix protein 1
Exons: 12
Coding region: 118-2841 (907 amino acids)
Biological process (GO): regulation of mRNA splicing, via spliceosome; mRNA processing
Cellular component (GO): spliceosomal complex
Molecular function (GO): RNA binding
Source: RefSeq, a predicted model, not a curated record
CCCUAACAUGGCAGACAACACUGCUUAAAUCCCUAAGGCCGAUCUUUCUCAAGGUGCGAUAUCCGCUGUACCCUCAACCCCUAGGGAAAGAACGAGCUCUUCCGUAAACCCUAGAAAAUGUCGGGCGGGUUUUUCCGGGGUACUUCUGCUGAACAGGAUACGAGGUUUUCGAACAAGCAAGCCAAGCUCCUGAAAACCCAGAAAUUUGCUCCGGAGUUGGAGCACCUGGUGGAUAUGGCCAAAGUGAAGAUGGAUGUUAUGAAACCAUGGAUUGCAAAUAGGGUCACCGAGCUGCUUGGGUUCGAAGAUGAAGUACUGAUUAACUUCAUUUAUGGUCUGCUCGAUGGAAAGGUAGUGAAUGGUAAGGAGAUUCAGAUAUCACUAACUGGAUUCAUGGAGAAAAACACUACGAAGUUCAUGAAAGAACUCUGGACGCUUCUUCUAAGUGCACAGAAGAAUGCUAGUGGUGUUCCACAACAGUUCUUGGAUGCUAAAGAAGCGGAAACCAGGAAGAAAAAGGAGGAAGCAGAUCAGUUGGCAAUUGAAAUAGGGAAGAGGAGGGAGAGAGAAAAUAAGGAACUUGAGCAUGAUGUAUCGAAGAAAAUGGACAGUGGCGCUGAACCAAAGGGUACAAGUACUGCAGUGGAGUCAAAGUUGUUGAGAGAACGUCCAGAGUAUGGGAGAAAGGCUGAUGAGAAGAAUGGUGUAAAAGAAAGGAGAAGGGAUCCAAUAUCUCCUCGACGCCGUGAUGCAUCCCCUUCACCCUUGCGAGGAUCGCGUUCUAGGUCGAUCAGCAAAACAAGUUCAGCCUCUGGAAGUUACUCAGAACGGAAAACUAGGAGCUUGUCACGGUCACCAGAGGGCUCUAUUUCACCCCGAAAGCGGAGGUCAUCGUAUUCUAGACGCCGGUCCAGGUCAUUUUCGUUGUCUCCCCGGCGACGGAGGGUUCGUUCUCCUUACCAAAGCAGGUCCCGGUCACCUGUUAGGCGCCGCAGGUCCCGAUCACCUGUUAGGCGCCGGUCACGAUCACCUGAUAGACGUCGCAGGUCACGAUCACCUGUUAGGCGCCACAAGUCACGAUCACCUGUUAGGCGCCACAGGUCACGGUCACCUGAUGGACGUCGCAGGUCACGAUCGCCUGAUGGACGUCGCAGGUCACGAUCGCCUGGUGGACGUCGCAGGUCACGAUCACCUGAUGGACGUCGCAGGUCACAAUCGCCCGAUAUACGGCGCAGGUCACGAUCUCCCGAUAGACGCCGCAGGUCACGGUCUCCUGAUAGUCGUCGCCGGUCACCAUUUUACAGACGCCGCCAGUCACCAUUGCCUGAUAGACGUCGCCGGUCACCAACACCACCAGCCAGGCGUCGCAGGUCACCUUCGCCCCCUGCAAGGCGUCGCAGGUUGCCUUCACCGCUGCCUAGGUCGCCAUCAGCAACCUCUAGGAGUGCAGGAUCUCCUUCACCAGUUAGACGAGGAGGAUUGCCUUCGCCUGCUAAACGGCCCUCAGUGCCAUCAUCCGUUGGCCGGGAAUCUGCAUCACCAUCCCCUCGUGGCAGGAAGAACGGGCUGCCAUCACCUCCUGCUGGGAGACGCAGGUCACUGACACCGGCUGGGCGUUCUGAUUCUGAAUCACCUUCACAGGUUAAGCGUCGUGGACCUCCGAAAAGAGGAUCGGCAUCUCCCGUUCGGCGGCGUAGAUCACCAUCUCCAUCACCCUCACGUGACAAGCGUGGUGGAUCUAUAUCUCCUGUCACUCGUCGAGGUAGAUCUCCUUUACCUGUCAGUGAAAAGUCACAAUCUCCUGUUCGGAACAGGUCACCAAUACCUGCGAGACAAAGGCCAAGUUCUCCUUCACAUCGUUUAUCACCACCACCUGCGAGAUCCACGUCUCCUGCAAGAGAUAGAUCAUUGAAACGGCGAAAUCAAAGGUCACCAUCCACUUCACGACAAGAUGCACUCUCCCCUGUGACAUGCAAAUCACCUGAUAGACGCAAGAGACGAUCUCCAUCCCAUAGCAGGUCUUUAUCAAGGUCACCCUCUUCAACUCCUGUUCGUCGUAGGUCUCUUUCGCCAACUAGCAGGAUCUCCCGGAGGGAGAGAUCACCUGGACAACAGCCUGACGAGCGAAAUAAGGAGGACACAGACCACAAAUCCAAGUCCUCAAAUAAAAUAUCGGUGCGGUCCCCUGAAUCUGGUAAGCAGAAAGAAUCACUCAAGAAGCUGGAAGAAGUUGGAGGCAACCGAGGACAUGUGAAGGAGCAUGAAAGAAAGAGUGAGAGAAUUUCCCGCCGCAGAAGUCCUGAUGCGCGUAUAUCUCCAGCUCGUAGAACACAUAUUUUAGAGGAUAAGAGACAGUCUGAUCCAAGUAAUGUGAAGGAGAUUGAGCAAGUUGAAAAAGCGAAUCACAGAGACUUGGAUGAGAACUUUUCCUCUGAUUCCGAGGGAAGUAGAAGGCAUCGAACUAAGGAUAAGAAGAGAAAGCAUAAAAGAUCGGAGAGGGAAGAAGUUUCUUCAGAUAAUGAUGAGAGUUAUGAUUCUGAAGUAGAACAUAGAAAGGAGGCUAAAAGGAGGAGGAAGGAAGAAAAGAAAUCGAGAAAGGAGGAGAAGAAACGCAGGCGAGAGGAGAGGCGUCGUAGGAGGGAAGGAAGGCGUGCGGAGAAGUCAAGGCUUAAGAAUCGGGAUUACUCCGAUACUUCAGAAGGCGAACCCGAACCUGACUUAGGAGACGAGGCCCAUCCAAAGAAUGGAAAAGAGGAGGAUUCAGAUCCAAAGAAGCUGGAGAUUGAGUUGCGAAAUAAAGCACUCGAGUCACUGAAAGCAAAGAAGGGCGCCGGGCAAUAAUCUCUAUCACGCUUCUGAGCAUUCCGUGUGAUUUGAACAUGAUUCGGAUCAUUAUCUCGCUGGGUUUUCCCUUAUGUCCUUGUUCUUAAAUGUUUCCAACCUUUUUUUUAAAUUUACUGUAGUCUGUGUUUGUUGGACAAGUGACAGCCUUUGUGUGCUAUUCUGUUGAGUGCAACUUUAUGCAGACAUUCAUGGCUGAUCCUUCUGGUAAUAACUGUUGUCUUCUU